AUGGCUGGUCCGGGUGAUGCUGCUCCAGUUACUCCCGGGUUGACCUUGCUCGCUGGUGCUGGUCAAGAGCCUGCUCCCGGCCCGACUGCUCCCAGAAAACGUGCGACGAGAAAAGCUGGCAAGGGUAAAGCCGUCCCAGCUUCUUCCGGUCUGAGCACGUCGGCUGGUGGGAGUCCUGCGGGUGUUGCACCUGGUUCAGCGAAACCAGUUGGUGGUAAGGAGCGCAAGGUUGCAACCCGUGCGUUGAAGUCCCAAGCUUCUUCUGCACCUACUUCCUCCUGCACCGCCCCAGUUGCUUCCGGCCCUGCCACGGCGCAGGCUGGCCAUGCGACGGCUGCUUCUGGUCCGACUCCGGCCGCUCCAGUCGCUUCCGGUUCGACCGUGGCCGCUGUGUCGGGUGAGGCAACGGCUGCUCCUGUGGGUCAGGCGCCCAGUGCUGUGCGUCAGCCUGGAGUGGCAAUGGUGAGCUCUGCUCCCAUGGUUCUAUCCUCGGCGCCUUCUCAACUGGGCCAGGCCAGUCAAGCUUCUCCCCCUGCUCCUGCAGCUCUUCCGGCCAAAGAAAAAGAUACUGAAGAGAUUCAGUACCUCAAGUAUUUGGUCGCUUCUGCCAAUUGGGCAAAGCAUCAAGGAAAUCUCGAUGACCUCGAGACCAUCUUUGCGGAGCUGUUGGAGAUCAGGAAGGUGCACCUGCCCAUGCGAAAGGACCUGCCGGGGGAAGUCCACGUGUGUGCAAGAGACGCUCAGAAUGCGCUUCGCAGGUUAGGUGCUCGUGGAACGAAGGUGGCCCACCCCGCUGGAAAUAGCGUCGUGAGUGUGGCACCUUGCGUUUCCACCGCCCAGACUGCUGCUGCUUCCACGUCCGCGUCUGCGACUACGAUUGCGACAAAGGCCCAUCCAUUGGUUGCGCCUGCGUUUACAUUGGCGCCAAGGACAACGACUGCGGUUCAGCAGCAGAACCAGCGGAGCGCUUCAACCCCUCCAGCGUCAAGCCUCAAUCCUUCGGCGAUUCCCGUGGGAACUGCAGAGAUGCAGUAUCUCCGGGACUUGGCCACUGAAGCCAGGAGAUUGGCUAAUGAUGAUGGAUACAAUGGGUUCGAGAGGAUCGAAGGUAUCCUUCAGAUGUUGAAAAACAUCAAGGAGGCGGAUUUGCCGCGCCGUCCGGAUUUUCCCGUGGGGGUUGUCCGGGCGGUGGAUACUAUUCUUGGGGUGGUAUCCAGGUGCAGGUUUGAAGUGAUCGCUUCUAGACCUGCGCAAGGUUCUGGACCUUCUGCGCUGCCAGUUGCUGGCCCCGUGGCAGCACCGGCAGUGCCGAAGGUAGCAGCUCUCCCGGUCGCUGGCCCCGUUGCGGCAGCGCCGGCUCCUCGCAAGAUCUUGCUCGCGCAGGAACCUGCUCUGGUCACUGGCCCCGUUGUGGCAGCGCCAGCUCCGGCCCCACAGCUGUUGUUCCGACAAAAGCCUGUUCUUCUCCCAGCUGGACCAUCGAGUCCACUGGUUCCGAUCCCUACGGAGAUUGGAAGACGACCGAACGCAGUCGUACCUCUUCGGAGGCACGUCUAUGUUUCUGCCCGGCAGCCGCCUCUUCAUCCCCGCCUGAACCAGACACCCGUCAGUGAUGACAGCAGUGCUCUGGCUGCUGACGCGUUUUCGCCGAAGCAGAAGGUUAGGGUGGUGCGAGGGGUGCCGCGGCAGCGUGCACUGGAGGCACCUGGUCCUGCACCCGCGGUCGUGUCCCUACCCGCCAUACGGGCCUGGCGAGAGCCUAGCCCCGUGGUCCCGGUGGUGGAUGAGAGGAUGAGGGUGGAGGAGGAGCGGAGAGCAACGCUGUACGAUGCGGUGUUCGGGUUGGAGGUGUCGAUGGUUCUGGCGACGGGCUAUGGGUUGGUGGCGGGCCUCUGGGUGUGGUAG
Molecule: messenger RNA, 1905 nt
Organism: Tricharina praecox
Lineage: Eukaryota; Fungi; Ascomycota; Pezizomycetes; Pezizales; Pyronemataceae
Exons: 3
Coding region: 1-1905 (634 amino acids)
Source: RefSeq, a predicted model, not a curated record